Mirounga angustirostris (Northern elephant seal) is the source of this 2430-nucleotide messenger RNA. It is a transcript of the gene DMP1, whose product is annotated as dentin matrix acidic phosphoprotein 1. The transcript has 6 exons. Gene Ontology annotation, molecular function: extracellular matrix binding. The record is from RefSeq and is a predicted model, not a curated record. Lineage: Eukaryota; Metazoa; Chordata; Mammalia; Carnivora; Phocidae. Gene Ontology annotation, cellular component: extracellular matrix. Bases 1 to 1524 code for a protein of 507 amino acids. Gene Ontology annotation, biological process: extracellular matrix organization; ossification.
AUGAAGACCAGCAUCCUGCUUAUGUUCCUUUGGGGGUUGUCCUGUGCUCUUCCAGUAGCCAGGUAUCAAAAUACUGAAUCUGAGAGCUCUGAAGAAUGGAAGGGUCAUUUGGCACAGACACCAACACCACCUUUGGAGAGCAGUGAGUCAUCAGAAGACAGUAAAGUUAGCUCCGAGGAACAGGCAAAUGAAGACCCCAGUGACAGUGCUGAAUCAGAGGAGGGCCUUGAUGAUCAUCAAAAUAUGCACAGGGCAGCUGAUGGCCUCUCUAGGAGUGGAGGAAAAGAAGGAGAUGAUAAAGAUGAUGAUGAAGAUGACAGUGGAGAUGACACUUUUGGUGAUGAUGAUAAUGGCCCAGGACCUGAAGAGAGACAAGGAGGAAACUCCAGACUCAAAAGUAAUGAGUACUCAGCUGACAUCACACAAUCCAGGGAAGAUAGUGCCCUGCAAGGAGAAGACAGUACCCAAGAUACCACCAGUGAGAGCAGGGACCUUGACAAUGAGGAUGAGGUGAACAGCAGGCCUGAGAGAGGUGACUCUGCUCAAGAGAGUGAGAGUGAGGAGCACUGGGUGGGAGGAGGCAGUGAAGGGGAUAGUAGCUAUGGGGAUGGCUCUGAGUUUGGUGAUGAAGAAAUGCAGAAUGAUGAUCCAGACAUUAUCAGGAGUGACAGAGGUAACUCCAGAAUGAACAGUGCUAGUGUCAAAUCAGAAGAAUCGAAAGGAAACAGUGAUGAGCAAGCAAGCACUCAGGAUUCAGCUGAUAGCCAAUCAGUGGAGUAUCUCAGGAGGAAAAUUUUCAGAAAGUCCCAUAUUUCUGAGGAAGACGAUAUAGGUGAGCUUGACGAUAGCAACACAAUGGAAGAAAUCAAGAGUGACUCAACAGAAAACACCAACUCCAAAGAAGCUGGCCUCAGCCAAUCCAGGGAAAACAGCAAGAGUGAAUCUCUAGAAGAGAGUGAGGAGACUCAGUCUCAAGAAGACAGUCAAAAUGUACAAGACCCCAGUAGUGAGUCCAGUCAAGAGGUUGAUCUGCCAUCUCAGGAAAAUAGUAGUGAAUCUCAGGAAGAGGCAGUGAGUGAGUCCAGGGGUGACAACCCAGAUAACACCACCAGUCACUCAGAAGAUCAGGAAGAUAGUGACUCCAGUGAAGAGAAUAGCUUGAAUAAACCCUCCAGUUCAGAAAGUGAAUCCACAGAGGAGCAAGCUGACAGUGAAUCCAGUGAAAGCCUCAAAGACUCAGAGGAGAGCCCAGAGUCCACUGAGGAGGAGAACAGUUCUAGCCAGGAGGGCCUCCAGUCUCACAGUGCCUCACAGGACAGCCAGUCUGAGGAAGAUGAUGCCAGUGAUUCUCAGGACAGCAGCAAAUCAAAAGAAGACAGCAACUCUACUGAGAGCAAAUCAAGCAGUGAAGAAGAUGGCCACUCAAAAAACACUGAGAUAGAAAGCAGAAAAUUAACAGUUGAUACUUAUCACAACAAACCCAUUGGGGAUCAAGAUGACAAUGACUGCCAAGAUGGCUAUUAGCAACAACUUCCCCAAGAAGUGGCUCUCAGCUUCGGAGUUGGAGAACAGGGAAAUCAUUAUAACAAUAAUUUAUUGUUUUUUUUUUUAUCAGAAGGACAAACAGAGGCCAUUUCUUUCUGAAAGGAAAUGCUGGAUAUAUUUGUUUCUAGGGUGUCACCAAUUUAUAGGGGUUUAAAUACUGUCAGAGGACACCAGAACACACUCAAUGAGACUGGAAGCAAGGAAAGAUGUGCAUUAUAGCUUCACACCUGAAAUAGUUGCUAACUCAUUAACAUAACAGUUAUUGAGGUUCUAUUAUGUACCAUGCACUGUGCUAGGUGCUGGGAUAUAAAGAAGCUUAAGGCUUGUUUCUUGCUCCUGAGGAGCUUAUAGAGGGAUAGAUAAACUUAAAAAGCUAAACAGGGAUACAUAUGAGAGAAACAAGAAUUAUUACAAUGCAGUGUGGUAAGUGCUGUAGGAGGUAUGAACAAAAUAUAUGGGAGCACAGAAGAUGGGCCCAACUUUGCCUUGGAAAAUCCAGGAGGGCUUCACAGCAGAAAAGACACUAGAGUUGGAGCACUGCAUAAGAUUUCCCCAUUGAAGACAAGAGAAUUCUGUUCAUUCUUGGGAUAAGCAAUAGUGAAUCCUAUAUGAUUCAGUAUUUAGUUUUUGAAAGCACUUUCAAAUUAUGGCACAGUGAGGUAUUCUGGAUAAACAAAACUUUGUUUUCAAGUAACUUACCCUUUUUGAUGCUUUUUGUGGAACUCUCAUGAACAGUGCGUCACUCACCACUGGUGAUAUGAUAUGGAAGACUGGGUGGGGGAGAAAAACAGAAAGAAAUCCCUCUUUAAAUAGAUAACUUUUAGCUUUAUUUUUUUCCUAAAAUCAGUCUAUGUGCAAUGCUAGAAAAAAUUAUUCUCUAAGUCC